AAAUGUCAGAUCAGCACUUACUUGCCAUAGUCUCAAGACGUUGCUGCGGAACACGAUAGCCCAAACCUGACCAGCUCACAGCAUGGCAAAAUCGAAGCACCCUCGCCAGUCCAAGGGCCGUGUCCUCCCAUACGGCAAGCCGCAAGUCAAGGUGUCAUUCGAUUCAGCAGGAUCGAAAUCACACAAGACAAGCAUAGCAGUAAAGUCUGAAGCGACGCAGGGAGACAAGCAUGUUGCCAAAAGCAACGGAAAAGGGAAAGAGAAGGCGGCAGCACCAGAGAUCGAGCUGCAAACUCCACAGAAUGGCUCACAGGCCGCCGGACCUAGCACGUUCAUCAUCGUCGCUGGCUCCUACGAAAAGCUCUUGUAUGGGAUCGAAGGCAGCUAUUCAAGCUCGACACGUGAGGCCGAGCUCAAGCCCAUCUUCAUAUUUCCGGCGCAUUUGGCCUGCGUCAAAGCGGUUGCCGCUAGUCCAGGGGGAAAAUGGCUCGCGACGGGCAGUGAAGAUGAGUUUGUCAAGGUUUGGGAUUUGAGGCGGAGAAAAGAGGUUGGGAGUCUGUCGCAACAUCAGGGCUCCAUCACAUCCCUACACUUUCCUACAUCCGCGCAUCUCUUGACGACUUCGACUGACUCGACCUUGUCUCUCUUUCGGACUUCGGAUUGGGCCUUGCUCAAAUCUUUGAAAGGUCACAGCGGUAGAGUCAAUCACGUCGACGUGCAUCCUACCGGUCGAGUCGCUUUGAGCGUCGGAAAGGACAAGACCUUAAAAAUGUGGGAUCUGAUGCGUGGACGAGGCGCUUCGAGCUUGCCACUAGGCGAGGAGGCUGAGCUCGUCAGAUUCUCUCCGCGUGGGACACACUUUGCUGUCUUGUACCCUCGGAAGAUCGAGCUGUACUCCCUUACAAUGAAACUACUGCAUACUCUCGAGACAAAGAGCCGAUUCAAUACACUUCUCUUCGCCUCACUGCCCCGUGCAGCGUACUUCGAGGAUCCCGAUGAGGAAGAGAUGGAGAUGCUAUUUGUGGGGAAUGAGAAGGGAUCCACUGAAGGGUACUGGGUGGAUCUGGGCGAUGUUGAGGAUGAUUCGGAGGAAGAGGACGAAGACGGAGACCAAGACCAAGAAGAGGGUGGAAGUGGCAGUAUCAAUGUCGAUUUACGUCACAUUGUCACCCUGACGGGUCAUUCGAACCGCAUCAAAGCGAUAUCCUCACUCCGUUUCAUGGUCCCAAAUCAGCACGAUGUGCCGCGGCCGACAGUCCUCCUCACUUCCGUCUCAUCCGAUGGCAAGAUCAACCUAUACGACCUUGGCAGCUACAAUCUAAACAAUCUGAUCGAGCAGCACAAAGGUUCUGCGACGGCGGAGAUAUCCACCCAUGAUCCCGUUGCGAGUCACGACACCAAAGGGACGCGUCUGACUUGUGUCUUCCUUGCGGAGGGACGAAAGGGUGCGACCGGAUUGGGAGAGAGCGAAGUCAAGCAGAACAUUGGUCCUGAUGAGGAUGAGGAUGAUGAUGACGAUGGCGAGGAGGAGGAAGAAGAAGAGGAAGACAUGUAUGACCAAGCAUCAGACGACGAUCAGGAGGAGGAGGAGGAGGAUGGUAUCGAGGUUGAGCUCGAGGAGGAGGAGGACGAGGACGUAUCAGAAUAGCAAGCACCAGGCACCGGGUGCCACACUCGGCGUUUUCGAUAUCGUGUAGCUAUUUGCGGCGUUUUCAGCCAAUUUGAUUACGGCAUCUCCUCCCUGACGUUGUCUGCAGUUUGCAGAAUAUAUAAAGAGGUUACAGCUGAAAUGCCACGAUCGCCACUUUUUCCCCCC
Molecule: messenger RNA, 1816 nt
Organism: Kockovaella imperatae
Lineage: Eukaryota; Fungi; Basidiomycota; Tremellomycetes; Tremellales; Cuniculitremaceae
Product: WD40-repeat-containing domain protein
Exons: 4
Coding region: 83-1648 (521 amino acids)
Molecular function (GO): protein binding
Source: RefSeq, a predicted model, not a curated record